UCCGCCUCCGCCGCCAUGUACCGCGCCGCCCGGGCCUCCCUGCUCCUUCCCCGCGCCGCCCUUCCGCGCCCGGGUCCCGCGCACCCCCGGCCUCGGCGCCGCCCGCCCGGCGCCCGCAUGGCCAGCCAGAACGCCUUCCGCGUAGAAUACGACACCUUCGGCGAACUCAGGGUCCCGACCGAUAAGUAUUACGGAGCCCAGACGGUGAGGUCCACCAUGAACUUCAAGAUAGGCGGCGUGACGGAGCGGAUGCCGAUCCCGGUCAUAAGGGCUUUCGGCAUCUUGAAGCGAGCGGCCGCCGAGGUCAACCAGGAUUACGGUCUCGAUCCAAAGAUCGCCGGCGCGAUCGUGAAGGCGGCCGACGAGGUGGCGGCCGGGAAGCUGAACGAGCACUUCCCGCUUGUGGUGUGGCAGACCGGCUCCGGGACGCAGACCAACAUGAACGUGAACGAAGUCAUCAGCAAUAGGGCCAUCGAGAUGUUGGGGGGCGAGCUGGGGAGCAAGAAGCCGGUGCACCCCAACGACCACGUGAAUAAAAGUCAGAGCUCGAACGACACGUUUCCCACGGCGAUGCACAUCGCGGCCGCCACGGAGGUGCACGGGGUGCUGCUCCCCGGCCUGCGGAAGCUGCGGGACGCCCUGGAGGCCAAAUCCCGAGAGUUCGCGCAGAUCAUCAAGAUCGGGCGGACCCACACGCAGGACGCCGUCCCCCUGACCCUCGGCCAGGAAUUCAGCGCCUACGUGCAGCAGGUGAAGUACGGAAUGGCCCGGAUCCAAGCCGCCCUGCCGAGGGUGUACGAGCUGGCCGCCGGCGGGACGGCCGUGGGGACGGGGCUCAACACCCGGGUCGGCUUCGCGGAGAAGGUGGCCGCCAAGGUGGCCGCCCUCACGGGGCUGCCGUUCGUCACCGCGCCCAAUAAAUUCGAGGCCCUGGCGGCCCACGACGCUCUGGUGGAGCUGAGCGGCGCCAUGAACACCGUCGCCUGCAGCCUGAUGAAGAUCGCCAACGACAUCCGCUUCCUGGGGUCCGGCCCGCGCUCGGGACUCGGGGAGCUCAUCCUGCCCGAGAACGAGCCCGGCAGCAGCAUCAUGCCAGGGAAGGUGAACCCCACCCAGUGCGAGGCCGUCACCAUGGUGGCGGCCCAGGUGAUGGGCAACCACGUGGCCGUCACGGUCGGGGGCAGCAACGGCCACUUCGAGUUGAACGUCUUCAAGCCGAUGAUGAUCAAGAACGUGCUGAACUCGGCGAGGCUCCUGGGAGACGCCGCCGUCUCCUUCGCCGACAACUGCGUGGUGGGGAUCCAGGCCAACACGGAAAGGAUCGACAGACUGAUGAGCGAAUCUCUGAUGCUGGUGACGGCGCUCAACCCCCACAUAGGCUACGACAAGGCGGCCAAGAUCGCCAAGACGGCCCACCGGAACGGGUCCACGUUGAAGGCGACGGCGAUCGAGCUGGGCUACCUCACGGCCGAGCAGUUCGACGAGUGGGUGAAGCCCAAGGAUAUGCUGGGGCCCAAGUGAUGCGGACCCCGAGGGGGCCGCCGCCGUCUCGCAAUAAACCGGCUCACACGACGGUC
Molecule: messenger RNA, 1577 nt
Organism: Ornithorhynchus anatinus (platypus)
Lineage: Eukaryota; Metazoa; Chordata; Mammalia; Monotremata; Ornithorhynchidae
Gene: FH
Product: fumarate hydratase
Exons: 10
Coding region: 16-1521 (501 amino acids)
Biological process (GO): fumarate metabolic process; malate metabolic process; tricarboxylic acid cycle
Cellular component (GO): mitochondrion; tricarboxylic acid cycle heteromeric enzyme complex
Molecular function (GO): fumarate hydratase activity
Source: RefSeq, a predicted model, not a curated record